Phytophthora infestans T30-4 is the source of this 567-nucleotide messenger RNA. RefSeq lists its product as uncharacterized. NCBI's taxonomy places the organism in Eukaryota, Oomycota, Peronosporomycetes, Peronosporales, Peronosporaceae. The record is from RefSeq and is a predicted model, not a curated record. Gene Ontology annotation, molecular function: DNA binding; TBP-class protein binding; protein heterodimerization activity. Gene Ontology annotation, biological process: DNA-templated transcription initiation; RNA polymerase II preinitiation complex assembly. The transcript has a single exon. Bases 1 to 549 code for a protein of 182 amino acids. Gene Ontology annotation, cellular component: SAGA complex; transcription factor TFIID complex; SLIK (SAGA-like) complex.
AUGGCAAGCGAUAAGAAGACACCGUCAGCGCCAGGUAUGACACCUUCAGCGGGCAUCCACCAGCCGAUGGCGCCGCCGGUCAACUCUUUUGCGAGUACUAGUACAACGCACAAGGCUCUGACACCUAAUCGUCAGCUGGGCGAGCUGCUGCGAUCCGUCGAUCCCAAGUACUGCUUCCAUCCGGCCGUGGAGGAGUUGCUGCUGGACAUGGCGUCGGACUUCGUGCAGGAUGUAGUGGAUUUCUCAGGCAAACUAGCUAAACACAGGCGAUCCACGAUGAUGGAGCCGCGCGACGUGCAGUUCUGUCUGGCCAAGAACUACGGUAUCUCGCUGGCCGGAGUGCUCCCUCCUGCAGGCUCAGCUUUAAGACCGCUGGGUCAGGACCUGCUGGUACGGGCGCGGCCAGCAAAGAAUUCCCUGCACAUGCACCGAAUGGCGCUGAAACGCAAGUCGCUACUGCACACCAAGACCAAGCUAAAGAACGCGCACGCAGUGAAAAAUACAGAAGGCGGCAAGAAGGUGGUGCGCAAGGCCAGUGUCAGCAAGUAAUGGUACGAGAUAUACCGA